Molecule: messenger RNA, 2602 nt
Organism: Yamadazyma tenuis ATCC 10573
Lineage: Eukaryota; Fungi; Ascomycota; Pichiomycetes; Serinales; Debaryomycetaceae
Source: RefSeq, a predicted model, not a curated record
AUGGCUGUGGACCGUCAAUCGUUGAUAUUCUUCAUUGUGGUCUUCAUCUUCUUAUCACUUCCUUCAAGGAAUGACCAGCCCCACUCGCACCAGGAGCGCGAGACCUUGGAUACGUUUCAAAAGUCUCUCAAGCAGUUUCGGCGCGAGCUCAAUACCCGUGACUAUAUUCUGGGGUACGGUAAUAUCACCGGGUUUCUAUUGAGCUACGACGACUACGUGCUGGACAAGCUGCCGGCAGAAUGGCCUCUUCACAAAUACACCCCGGAGCAUCCGUGGUUCGAGGAUGAAAAGUACUCGGUGUUGCCUAACGCUGUGAGUGACCAACUCAAGAAGUUCUGGGGGAUAGACCCAGUACCAGACGAGGACUCCCUUGGGUACCUCCUCAACGUGUCAGGAGUUGCCACGGGUGAGUUUGUCAAGCCGACCGACCAGGUCAAGGAGGUUCCGUUGCAGUUGCCAGGGUAUUUGGAAACAUACUUUAAGUCGAUUACUGAGGGUGCCCCUUGGGACGGCAACUCAAAUGAAGGCAACGGCGGGAACAUCCCAACCCCGGAUGAAAAUCCCAAGAAAGUAGGCGAGGUUAAGAGCUCCUCUGGGAAUGUGGUGUUUAAGCUCAACAGUUUGGGAUACAAUUUCCAGAACAAGCAGUUAAAGAAGAACAUCGAGGGCGAGCAAGACAAAAUUGACGAUGCGGUGGUGGUGAAGCUCCAGGCGGUCGUCAGCGACCACGAAGAAAUCGACACCAACGACAUCGAGCUUAUUGGGGUCUAUUUCCAGAAGACCGGCUCGCUCGUGGCUACCACUAACUCCGCCAAGUUCCACGGUGACUUUGCCUUGCCACAUUUGACCCUAAGCGAAGACAAGUUUACAAAGAGUCAGAAGCUCAUGGGCCAGAUGGUGAACACCACCGACAUCGACAAAGACAUCAGCAUGGAGUCGAUGAACGUAUUCAUUUCCAAGUCACUUGAACAAUGUGAAUUUGUCACAUUUAUUCAGCUCGAGAAAACCCAGUUUCUGAUCAAAGAACUCCGGGAAAUCGAUGAGGAGUUGGCCAACCCGCGAGGAGUCCCAAUUCCCAAGACGCUUCCGAAGCUUCGGGUCAAGCAGUCACUAAUGUACUCACCUGAUUGUGGCAUGGUACUCAACAGCAACCCUAAAACCGCGUUCGAAGGGUACACCCACGAUGUGAUCACCAGACAGCUGAGAAAGUUGUUAAUCGGGUUCCUGGUGUUGGUGGCGUGUCAGCUUUACCUUUUCAUGACCCAGAUAAAGAGUCUCAACACCCCUGGUCCGUUGUCGAACAUUUCGGUGAUGACAUUGAUGUUUUUCCAGUACGAAGAUUCGUUGGUGACGUUCACGUUUUUGUUGAUUUCUACGCUCUUCGAGGAUCUCUAUUUGAUUUUGACGGGGAUCACCAUCGUCACUCAGAUCAUGUACACGGUGUUUGAGACGGGUCUCUUGGUACGGGUGUGCAAAGUGCAAGCGAAUGAAAGAGGAACUACGUGGUGGCAGAUUUUGAGAGGUAGUAUGAGAAAGACCUCUCGGGUGGCUACGCCAGAUGAACUUCCCCUUCCCGUGACGGAGCCCACCACCACCACUGCCGCGGCCGAUCUCGCAGCCCCCGAAUCGUCGUGGAACCCCAUGUUUGCCCCAGGCUUCGCGGUGGCGAUCGUGUCGGUGCUCGUUAUUCUCAACGCUACAAUGUGGAGAAAACUGUACCGCCGCGCCUUCGAAGUAGCCGGACUCACGGUGCUAAACUCGUUUUGGAUUCCCCAGUUUCUACGCAACACCCUCAAAAACCGCCGCAUUCCCUUCUCCUGGACAUUUGUGGUGGGUACUUCGGUCAUCAGGCUCAUCCCUAUCAUCUACGUAAAUGUGUUUUCCAAUCCGUUUCGUCACGCACAGAACAUCUCAUUCGUGGUGUUUCUCACGUGUUGGAUGGGGUUGCAGCUCGCGUUGAUCGCGUUGCAGAGCAUCCUUGGGCCUCGGUUUUGGAUCAAUGAUAAAUGGCUUCCCCAGGCGUAUAAUUACCAUCCACUUAUAAGUCUCAAGGACUUAGAACACGGGUUUGGGUCUGAUUUGCUCGCCAACAUCGGUAUCGAUGACCUCUCACAAGAGCCUGAAGCCUCGAAGAAAGACGACCUGGUGGUUCAUUGCAAAACUGACUGUGCCAUUUGCAUGGCUGAGAUCGACCUCCCCAUCUACAAACAUGAGCCCACCAAAAGUGCGAAAUUCACCGGUGAAAAAGCGUACAUGGUGACACCGUGUUUCCAUGUAUUCCACACCGAAUGCUUAGAAGACUGGAUGAAGUACAAGCUUCAAUGCCCUGUGUGUAGAAAUGGACUCCCUCCAGUGUAGUAGUCCAACGGUUAUAAAAUAAACCUAAAUCAUCACUUCCAUCAUGCCACUUUAGCGCGAGAGUGUGCGCGUGCCAAACCAGAAAUCAGACCACUUUUCAAUCCUCAUAAAAAUGCCAUACAAGACCAGUUUUUCUUCCAUAGUCAUCUUUUAUACAAAUACUAAUCAGUUGUACGGUGAGUAAAGAAAUACCCCGUACUUUCCAUUAUCUAUCAUGAGUGCCUUCGACUACGAUGGUUACAAC